This is a messenger RNA of Cinclus cinclus, 5901 nucleotides long. RefSeq names its product protein phosphatase 4 regulatory subunit 1 (gene PPP4R1). The record is from RefSeq and is a predicted model, not a curated record. The coding region runs from base 745 to 3558 and encodes 937 amino acids. Lineage: Eukaryota; Metazoa; Chordata; Aves; Passeriformes; Cinclidae. Gene Ontology annotation, biological process: protein dephosphorylation. Gene Ontology annotation, molecular function: protein phosphatase regulator activity; protein binding. The transcript is spliced from 18 exons.
UGCUGUGUUUUCAGGAUGAUGGACUUGACUUUUCAAGCAGGUGAUCUUAUUUGCAGUCAGAAGUGUGUGUUUGCUAUGGGACUGAGUUUUAGAGCAGUUUUGAGGGCAUAUGAAAACUGAAAAAGUGGUAAUUCAAAUCCUAAUUCUUAAGCAGCUCUGCAGAACAGGACAGGACUUCUUUCCACUUCUCUGGUUUUAUGCUGAUAAAGCGGUCAGUAUGUGAAGUUCCCUGAUGAUUUGCUGGUUAAUAAUUAUGCAGUAGGUGAAUUGCACCCAUUUUAUUUGGUAGUCAGAUCUAGCAAUGUGCUGAUUUUUUUUUUUUUACAUGCUUAAUUUAUAUUUUUCUGUUUUAGAACAAAGUCUUUUUGGUCUGUGUGAUCGUGUUGUAUAAACUCUGGGCUACCUGCAGCUAUGAUUUGAGUGUGUGUCUUCAAAAAGUUGACUUUACAAUUAGAUAAAAGUCAUUUGCUUGAGAAAAACAUAAGUUAUAAAAAUACUCAGGAAGUUCAGUGAUGACUCUUACAUGGAAACUUAGAGAAAAGACUCAAAAUCCAUUUAUACAUCAUCUUGUCAAGUCACACUUGUAUAGAAAGGACUUUAUGGGGGCUGGGGAAGCUGGUGGGAAGAAUGUGAUGCAGUUACUAAGUAUGUUGUCAAUGGGACCUUGCCUAGACUUCUGUAUUUCAGACCAACAACAGACAUCAUUUUAGUGUUAAACUACUGUGAUUAUAAGGAAUAUUUCUGAUGUCUCUGAUAGUUGGUGUCGAUGACUACAGCUCAGAGUCUGAUGUGAUUAUUAUACCUUCAGCCCUGGACUUUGUCUCACAAGAUGAAAUGUUGACGCCUUUGGGAAGAUUGGACAAGUACGCUGCAAGUGAGAACAUAUUUAACAGGCAAAUGGUGGCUCGAAGUUUGCUGGACACUUUGAAGGAAGUCAGUGAUGAUGAAAGAGAUUGUAUUGCUGUGUUGGAGAGAAUCAGCAGAUUAGCUGAUGAUUCAGAGCCAACAGUGCGGGCAGAACUGAUGGAACAGGUGCCUCAUAUUGCUAUGUUCUGUCAGGAAAACAGACCUUCAAUCCCUUAUGCUUUUUCCAAAUACCUGCUACCUAUUGUGGUGCGAUACCUCGCAGACCAGAAUAACCAGGUAAGAAAAACAAGCCAGGCAGCGUUGUUAGUGCUGCUGGAGCAAGAGCUCAUCGAGAGAUACGAUGUGGAGACCAAAGUGUGCCCUGUGCUGAUAGAUCUGACAGCUCCAGACAGCAACGAUGAUGUGAAGACAGAAGCUGUGGCUAUUAUGUGCAAAAUGGCCUCCAUGGUUGGAAAGGACAUCACGGAAAGACUUGUGCUUCCCAGGUUCUGUGAGAUGUGCUGUGACUGCAGGAUGUUCCAUGUCCGUAAGGUAUGUGCAGCCAAUUUUGGAGAUAUCUGCAGUGUGGUUGGACAGCAAGCCACCGAAGAAAUGCUGCUGCCGAGGUUUUUCCAGCUCUGCUCUGAUAAUGUGUGGGGAGUUAGGAAAGCCUGUGCUGAAUGCUUCAUGGCAGUUUCUUGUGCAACAUCACAGGAAGUCCGGAGGACAAAAUUGUCAACCCUUUUUAUUAAUUUGAUUAGUGAUCCUUCACGAUGGGUUCGCCAAGCAGCUUUUCAAUCUCUGGGGCCUUUCAUAUCAACUUUUGCUAAUCCAUCCAGCAGUAGCCAGUACUUUAAAGAAGAAGAUGGUAAAAACCCAGAAGAUGGUGAUUCUGCACAGGAAAACAGUGGACAAGUCAGGAUCGCAGAAAAUGUCACAACAGAUGAAGAGCACAACUGGACAGAGGAUCUGUCUUCACAUAGUGAUGAUAGUGAUGAUUUUGCAACGAAACUUGAAAAUGUCAUGGAAGAUCAAAUUACAAUGUCAAAUAACUCCAAGAGGGAAAGUGAUUUCCAGACUGAAUCAUCCUUCCAUUGCACUUUGCCUUCAGAAUCUUGUGGGAAAAUGGCAGAUGAGAACAAGCAAAGUUCUCAUUGCUGUACAACAGGUCUGCAGGAGGCUGGGCUGAAUUCACAGGAAACCUCUCUUUCAGAGCAGGAAUUAUACAACUCUUUCCAUUUCUGGAGGACUCCACUUCCUGAAAUAGAUAUUGACUUUGAGCUUCAGCAGACUUCUGAUAUAAAACUCGAUAGAGAAAUUCAGGAACUCACUAUGCCAGUGUCUCCAAGCAUUCCUAUGGCAACAAGGAAGGAAUUAGAAGAAAUGAUAGAAAAUUUGGAACCCCAUAUAGACGAUCCAGAUGUCAAAGCACAAGUGGAGGUGUUGUCUGCUGCACUCAGAGCAUCCAGUUUGGAUCCUCAAGAAGAGACAAUGGCCAGUAUUGGCAAGGGAACAAAUUCACAGACUGAGCUAACCAUCAAUGACCAGCAAAGUUUUAAACCUAUACUGGGUGAUAUUGUGCCUUUAAUUGGUGACACUGUUGAGAGUAUGGAUUCUACACUUCACUAUAUUCAUAAUGAUUCAGAUUUGAGUACCAAUAGUAGUUUCAGCCCUGAAGAAGAAAGAAAAUCCAAAGUACAGGAUGUUGUACCUCAAGCCUUGCUGGAUCAGUAUUUAUCCAUGACGGAUCCAUCCCGCGCACAAACAGUCGACACCGAGAUUGCCAAGCACUGCGCCUACAGCCUGCCCGGCGUGGCACUGACCCUGGGCAGGCAGAACUGGCACUGUUUGAAAGAUACCUACGAGACUCUGGCAUCUGACAUGCAGUGGAAGGUUCGGAGGACACUGGCAUUUUCUAUACAUGAACUUGCUGUCAUCCUUGGAGACCAGCUUACAGCUGGAGAUCUAGUUCCUGUCUUCAAUGGCUUUUUGAAGGACCUAGAUGAAGUGAGGAUAGGUGUGCUUAAGCACUUGCAUGACUUCCUGAAGCUUCUUCAUGUUGACAAAAGACGAGAGUAUCUUUAUCAGCUUCAGGAAUUCCUGGUGACUGAUAACAGCAGGAACUGGCGUUUUCGUGCUGAGCUGGCUGAGCAGCUGAUUUUGCUUCUGGACCUGUACAGUGCCAGGGACAUCUAUGACUACCUGAGGCCUAUUGCUUUCAGCCUCUGUGCAGACAAAGUGUCCUCUGUCCGCUGGAUUUCCUACAAGCUGGUUAGUGAAAUGGUAAAAAAGCUGUACAUGGCUUCAACACCAACGUUUGUGAUAGACCUCAUGAAUGAACUUGUUGAAAAGUUCUGUAGAUGCCACAAAUGGUCUGGUCGGCAGACUUUUGUCUUUAUUUGCCAGACUAUCAGUGAAGAUGACUGCCUGCCCAUGGACCAGUUUGCUGUGCAUCUCUUGCCACACUUACUACACUUGGCAUCUGACAAGGUUCCAAAUGUUCGAGUCCUGCUCGCAAAAACAUUGAAGCAAACCCUUUUAGAGAAAGAGUAUUUCCUGAAUUCUGCCAACUCCCACCAAGAAGCUGUAGAACAAACAAUUAUGGCUCUUCAAAUGGAUGGUGACAGUGAUGUUAAGUAUUUUGCAAGCAUCCACCCUGCCAGUACCAAAAUUGCGGAUGAUGCCAUGAGCACUGCUUCAUCAACUUACUAAGUUCUGAAUGUGGCUAUAAUUAAAAAAAAAAAAAUUAAGCUAUUCUCAAAUGCUUCUAAAAUGGUUGAUUUAGAGCAACCUCUUUGGAAGGAGGGAUUUCUUGCCAGAUUUAACAGGUGGAUGUUAUCUAAACCUGAUAACCAGGGAUUUUAAGUCAAGGCAAAGUAAACAUACAUGUGUCAGCUUGACUUUAGAAAACACUGCUCAGAGGAUUAUUUUUGCCACCGGAGCCUUAAAUCUUCUGUCUUCCUGAACAAAUGAAACUUGAAUUGGCAGAACAUUUUCAUUGUAGAAAGGAUGUGAUGAUUUCCAGAGACCUGCAUUGUUUCUCCUGAGGAGUUAACUUAGUGAGUAUUUUCUGUAGCAGCUGAUAGGCAGGAUGGCCAGAGAGGCAAGUUUGUACAGGGACUUGAGACCUCCAGUAUUAGAGCUAAAGUUUUUAUCAGUCAAGGACUUGAUUUGUGUGCAGCUGGGCACACCCUUAAGUGGGAAUAGCUUUGAUGUUUGUAAAUGGGAAAAAGUAGAAAUUUGGAUUUCUCUUAAGGGCUCAGUGCUAACACUAAACUAGAAUCUGAUUUUAAUCCUUAAAUGCAGCAUAUUGCUGUACUCAUUAACAGAAAACUUUGCUGAGUACCUGUGUCCUAAUUAUUUUCAUGCUGGUCAUGACCUAAAGGAAAUUUAUUAGCACAUGUACUUUAAGUCAGGUAUUUUUAACUUGAUCAUGAUCAGCUCUGAAGGUGCAACUUUUUUCUUCAUAUACUGUACAUAUCUGUGAGCCUCUUUGGAGUGCUGCAGUCUUUAAUCAUGUUGUUUAAAAGCUGUUGUGAUACAAGUUGUUCUCUACUUGUCCAAAUAAAAUUUAUUAAUAAGAUUGAAAGAAAUCUUGUGACCUUUUUAAGACAUUAAAAAAGUUUGAAAUUUAAGUGGAGUUUUUCUUGCAGUUUUUUGCACUUUGGUGGCUAUUUCAGGGGCAAGGGGUUUGCUUAAUGACCAUGAAAAAUUCUGCAUUUUGAGAUGGAAUAUGCUACAGCACAGAUUUACUUAGUCUAUGUUGUUGAGGCUUUGCUGGAUUCUUCAAGUGUUUCUUUUGCUAGGGAAGCUGUUGCCUCCAGUCUGAAAUGGCAUCUUGGCUGGAAGUAAGUCUGAAUAUCUACCUCAGUCAGAUUUACAGAAAACUCUGAGUUCAAACUGCCCUUAACCUGCCUGCAGUCUGUUGACUGCUUUCCUUUCCUCUAAUUUAAAAUUACUGAUCCAGUAUCUCCUUCUGUGUCUUCCAGGGACAACUUCCUUAAAUCACCUUUCUUCCAGCCUGUGGAACUCAAAGUGUGCGAAGAUAUUUUUCCCCCGAGGAAGUAGAAAUGGCUGUGGCAGCUUAUCUUUGAUGUAUUUUAGCAGAACAUUUUCACUUAUCAGUCAGGUACCUGAUGCCCUGGCAGCUGAGCCUUAGGGAGAUACCUUUAUUUUCAUCUCUUGUUUUUUUGGAAAACAGAUUAUUCUGCAGUUUCUUCUCUUGUAAAUAGAAAGUUGCUAUUUACUCCCCAGAGGCUGCUUAUGUACUCCUUAGCACAGCCAUGAAGGUGGUUAAGAUGCAGAGUCAUCUCUGUCUGCCUUGGAGUGUGGUGGGUUUGGGGUAGGUUUGAUUUUUUUAAUUUGAAGGGGUUUUUUCUUUUAGGCUUGAGGAUUUUUGUGGGAUUUCUUUAUUAAUUACAUUUUGUAGGUGUGUGGUUUUUAUCUGCUUUUUUUUGGUGUGGAUUUUUUAUAAAUAAAUAUAUAUGUUUAUUAUUUUUUUUUUUCUAUGCAUGUCCCUUUUUCUUUCAAAAUCAGCAAAAUCCCUGGAGGACUAGGCAGGGUGACAGCACUGUGGAUGGCAGCAGGCUGUGUGGAAGCAGGGAGAAGUGCAGCUCUCCCUCCUGCCCUAAGAAGAGCACCUGAAAGUGACUCAUCUUCUCCCAGACCAGAUGAUUCCCAUUUUAGCAAUAUGCAUUAAGGUCCAGUUAAUUUCUGCAUUUUGUUAAGAGAACAUAAAUCCCUUCAUCUGAGGGAUAUUUUGCCUGUCAUGAUGGUUAAAUUGUAGUUGAAUAAUGUGUGCAGUUCCUGAGGUGAGCAGGAGCUGCUGAGGCCAGAGGAUGGUUCAGGUCAUUCUCUUGACUGUGAAUGGAGCACAGUAUUUGCUGGAGGAGUAUUGGGUUUAAAUCCCAAUGUUUGGAGUCUGGGAUUAACAUGACCCAACCUAAUUCCAUCACUGCACUCAAGUACUCUUCCACUAGUCCAGUAAAAUGAAGGAUUGUAUCUGAUCCCUCUAGGUAUUUUCUAGUUACUUAAAGGUAAAACAUUUCUAUGUUG